This is a messenger RNA of Mucor mucedo, 1241 nucleotides long. RefSeq lists its product as uncharacterized. The transcript is spliced from 6 exons. The record is from RefSeq and is a predicted model, not a curated record. The coding region runs from base 45 to 977 and encodes 310 amino acids. Gene Ontology annotation, cellular component: membrane. Lineage: Eukaryota; Fungi; Mucoromycota; Mucoromycetes; Mucorales; Mucoraceae.
CUUUUGUUUACCUCGCAUCCACACAUAUAUAUUUUACGUGUAUCAUGUAUGUUAUACUUCAUCAAGCUGGAUUUUUAUUGACUGGAUUAUGUACUACCUUGGGAGUACAAUGGCUGUUUUACAGAGGAGCAGCAACUUCUAUGAGUCUUUUGCCUCAACUAUCAAAUUAUAUUGGCAUGUUGCUUGUUGGUUUCUUUAUACCCAUGUUACUCAAGAGAAAAAUGAGUUACAAACUUAUUCAGCAAGGAGACGAUUCGCCAGUAUUAUCGUCAUCGUGCUCUAUCAGAAGCGAACAAACCAUGAUAGAUAACCUUCCCACAAUAGAGCCUCUAGAAGAAGGCCCUAUCGAGCAUUUAGCCAUUAUUAAAUUGGCAUCGUUGGACAUUAUUGCCAGCUUUGCCCUGACAAUUGGGUUUUCUAUUAUCGGAAGCGGAAUGUAUCAAGUCAUCUAUAGCAGUAUUGUUGUUUGGUGUGCUAUUUUGACAUGGUUGUUUAUGGGAAGAGCGUUAGCAAAGAUACAAUGGGUUGCUAUUAUAGGUACGAGUGUUGGACUGGGUGUGAGCUCCUUUGAUAGCCUUCAAGGAUCACCGCUUGAAAAUGACUUUAGCACAGAAUCAACAAAUGUCUUAUUUAAUGGAACCUUAAUGACGUUGUGUGGAACCUUUAUUUCAGCAUGCAUCUACGUAUAUGCAGAUACCAUUCUCUCUAAAAGUAAAGCUCAGCCUUUACCAGCAAGGGUGUGUUGUUGGAUGGGCGUCUACACGUCGCUAUUUACUUUGAUUUGGAUUUCAGUGUAUACGCUUCCUCAGUUCAAUACCAUUAUUCAAAUUGACAAACAAGUCUCGACCACACAGGUUCUGAUAGUCUAUUUUGUUGUGACUGUGGCGAAUGCAUUACACUCUUGGAGCUAUUAUGAAUUGAUCGAGCUCACUGGAAAUGUAAAUAUUUGCUUGUUUUACUAUAAAUGGAGACAAUAACAAUUUUUGUUUAGGUGGCGACGGGAAUUUUACAGGGACUGAGAGCUAUCCUUGUAUAUGCAAUCAGCCAUGUUUGGUACUGUCACGAAGACUCAGCCCAAUGCAAGUAUUCACAUUGAUUUUAUACGCAAGUGGAUGUCCGUUUUUUAACUUGUAUUAUAGGUUUUACGAUAUCCAAGGGAUGUGGUUCAUUGAUUGUGAUAAGUUGUGUAUUAUUGUUUACGCUUGGUAAAAAAAGUACCAAAUAAAUUAAAAUCAAGAGCC